Humulus lupulus (European hop) is the source of this 1281-nucleotide messenger RNA. RefSeq lists its product as uncharacterized. Lineage: Eukaryota; Viridiplantae; Streptophyta; Magnoliopsida; Rosales; Cannabaceae. Gene Ontology annotation, molecular function: RNA-DNA hybrid ribonuclease activity; nucleic acid binding. The coding region runs from base 1 to 1281 and encodes 426 amino acids. The transcript has 2 exons. The record is from RefSeq and is a predicted model, not a curated record.
AUGAACCCUUUAAAAUGUGCAUUUGGGGUAGCAUCAGGAAAAUUUCUCGGGUUUAUCCUUAGACAUCGAGGAAUUGAAAUUGACCCUGCAAAAAUAAAAGCGAUUUUGGAAAUGCCUCCCCCACGUAACUUACGUCAAUUACGUGGCCUACAAGGAAGACUUGCAUAUAUUCGAAGAUUCAUUUCAAAUCUUUCCGGCAGAUGUCAACCUUUUUCAAGAUUGAUGCAGAAAACUGUCCCAUUCAUAUGGGAUGAGGCAUGCCAAAAUGCUUUUGAAAUGUCAAAAGCUGAUCCCUUAAGAUAUAUCUUAUCAAAGCCCGUAUUGUCUGGACGACUGGCUAAAUGGUCCAUGAUUUUAUCAGAAUUUGAAAUUAAUGUUGUCCCGCAAAAAGCAAUAAAAGGACAAGCGUUGGCUGAUUUUCUGGAAGCACACCCAAUUCCGGACAAUAUGGAGUUGCGAGAAGAUCUUCCAGACGAAGAAGCUUUCACAAUCGAGACUUCACCAUGGCAAAUAUUUUUUGAUGGGGCAGCAAGAAACAGUGGGGCAGGUGCAGGCGUUGUCUUUGUGACGUCGUCGGGAGGCCUGAUACUUUACUCUCUUCAUAUUCUAACUAUAUGCACCCAUAAUGUAGCUGAAUACGAAGCAUUAAUUAUCGGCCUCAAAAUUGCACUCGAAAUAAAAAUACAGUCAUUGGAAGUAUUUGGUGAUUCGCUUUUGGUUAUUAAACAAAUGAGUGGCGAAUUUGCAGUCAGGCAUGAGAAUUUAAUCCCUUACCAUGAAAAGGCUAAAUACUUGCUUGCUCAAUUUCAAGAGAUCACCCUAAAUCAUAUCCCUAGAUCAAAAAAUGGUAAAUCUGAUGCUCUAGCUAACUUAGCUGCAUCGUUGACACUUCCUGAAGAAAGGGAUAUCCAAAUUACAAUAGGAGAAUGCCAUGUGCUACCUCAAUCCAUGGGAAGAAUUAAAGAGGAAAAUACAGUUAACUUGAUAGAUUUUUUGGACAAUUCAAACGAAACUGACUGGCGCCAACCAAUCAAAGACUACAUCCAAAAGGGAGUCUUGCCAGAAGACUUGAAAAAAAGAAUGGAUGUAAGAAGAAGAGCGCCUCAAUUUGUGAUCUUUAAUGGCACAUUAUACAAACUCUUAUUUGAUGGGAUAUUGUUGAGAUGUCUCUCAAAAGAAGAGACGAUACAGGCACUUCAAGAAACUCAUGCUGGUACAUGUGGCGCUCAUCAAGCUGGCCCAAAACUGUCAGCUCAAUUAAAGCAGUUGGGUUAUUAUUAG